Messenger RNA from Artibeus jamaicensis (Jamaican fruit-eating bat), 6293 nucleotides. RefSeq names its product malectin (gene MLEC). Gene Ontology annotation, cellular component: membrane. The record is from RefSeq and is a predicted model, not a curated record. Lineage: Eukaryota; Metazoa; Chordata; Mammalia; Chiroptera; Phyllostomidae. Gene Ontology annotation, molecular function: carbohydrate binding. The transcript is spliced from 5 exons. Bases 207 to 1073 code for a protein of 288 amino acids.
CAGAUCAUGGCCGGGGGCUGGGCGACGGGAUAGGUUGUUCCAGAGGUGGGAGGUGGUAGCGGUCGUUGAGAAAGAGGCCUGAGAUCGAUAUGUCCCCGGCGGGUGAGACAGAGCGGCCCGUGGCGCUGUUUCUCUGAGUCCAGGGCGGCCUGGAGGCCGGCUGAGAACGAGGGUUGGAGGAGGCUGCCCCCGCUUUGGUGGCCGCCAUGCUGGGGGCCCGGGCGGUUGAGGGAGCCGCCGUGGCGCUCCUGCGACUGCUGCUGCUGCUGCUGCCGGCUUUCAGCGGGCCGGGGCUCGGCAUGGUUGGCUUAGUGGGAGCCGGGCUGCCCGAGAGCGUUAUUUGGGCAGUCAACGCGGGCGGCGAAGCGCAUGUGGACGUGCACGGGAUCCACUUCCGCAAGGACCCUUUGGAAGGCCGGGUGGGCCGAGCCUCUGACUAUGGCAUGAAACUGCCCAUCCUCCGUUCCAACCCCGAGGACCAGAUCCUGUAUCAAACAGAACGGUACAACGAGGAGACCUUCGGCUACGAAGUGCCCAUCAAGGACGAGGGGGACUACGUGCUGGUGUUGAAGUUCGCCGAGGUCUACUUCGCACAGUCCCAGCAGAAGGUAUUUGAUGUGCGAUUGAAUGGCCACGUCGUGGUGAAGGACCUGGACAUCUUCGAUCGCGUUGGGCACAGCACUGCUCAUGAUGAAAUCAUCCCGAUGAGCAUCAGAAAAGGGAAGCUGAGUGUCCAGGGAGAGGUGUCCACCUUCACGGGGAAACUGUACAUCGAGUUUGUCAAGGGGUACUAUGACAAUCCCAAAGUCUGUGCACUCUACAUCAUGGCCGGGACGGUGGACGAUGUACCAAAGCUGCAGCCUCAUCCAGGAUUGGAGAAGAAGGAAGAGGAAGAGGAGGAAGAAGAAUACGAUGAAGGAUCUAACCUGAAAAGACAGACCAAUAAGAACCGCGUGCAGUCAGGCCCCCGCACGCCCAACCCCUACGCCUCGGACAACAGCAGCCUCAUGUUCCCCAUCCUGGUGGCCUUCGGGGUCUUCAUUCCGACCCUCUUCUGCCUCUGCCGGUUGUGAGAAUGAAUCACCGUGUGGAGCAGGGUGGAGGGGUGUGGGAAAGAGACCGGACAUGAUGGUCUGGUUCCUAUCUUUUUCACGGUGAUUAACACAAACAAACAAACUAAAAACGCCACAAAAAAAUUAAAGGAGCUGAAAAGAGGCAGAGUGAGUAGAGAGCAGCCCUCCUUCACCACCACCUGGUCCCAAACCUGCUCCAGUCCUGGGCCUCUGCUCCUGGACGGCCCCCAGCCGUCUCUUUAUUCUCUGAGGUUCCUCGGGUAGACGGGUCCUACCUGGGCAAGGAUCCUCGUCUGUUUACCUAGUGAAAAGGACGCUGAACUUGGAGCAGACCCCUUUUGUAGGGUUGAAAUUAACAGCAGGGACAAAGUCGUCUUGCUGCCCGAGAAGACCAGCACUGGGAGUUGGGUAUGUCCUGAACGCGUGUCCCGCUGCCCCGGGAUUGAGAGCGGGUGUGGUUUGCGUGUGUGUGAAGAUGUGUACUUCAUAUGAUACAGAUGAAAAUAGAAGGGGGUUUUUAAAAAAAGAAAGAAAAGUAGAUACUUUCCUACUUGGAAGCCUUUCUGGUUUUAGCCCGUUGACGGUUCCAAUUUCCUGUCUCAGCUUUUUGUCACCCCCUGCGUCCCUGGCGAGGGCCGGUUGUAGGGCUGUCUGGUGUCCGAGACGAUUGGUUUAUGUCAGGACCUCAGAUCACCUCCGACCUGUUACCACAGCAAAUCAUUUUGAUUCCACUGUUUGUUGGGGACUUAAUGUCUUCUCUCUCUCUUUCCUCUCUCUCGCUCUCUCUUUUUGUUUGUUUCUUCAUCCGGCUCAUUUGAAUUCUCUCUCAACCAUCUCACUAAAUUAUUGCCAAGGGAAGAGACACGAGGACUUGGGAUCCCCUCUGCUCGAAUGUCUUAUCAUCCGCCACUUCACCUUGACGGUACCUCCCUCCCUGGGUCUCUGAGCCAGCAGCAGGAAGACCCGACCCAAGCAGUCCUUGCACCGGCCCCUUUGCAGGGUCUUGCUGCCAGGGGGCAGAGAUGCUUUCCAGCCUGCAGCUACAGAACACUUGACCUUAACAGUCUCUUCUGGUCUUUGGAUUAGAAAAGGCUUAUGUAAGCAUAAUUUAGGAGCAACCUCAGAGACUUGAGCCCUACAAAGUGACUGACCACUGUUUAGAAUGUCUGGUAUCUGGUGUUCAUUUAUUCCUCUGUCCUUUUAUGUCACAGUUCGGCCAGUUCUGGGUCCUGCCUAUCCUGAGGAACUAGACCGACUCUACCUGGCCCAGGGCCGCUGCUCGCUGGUCUUAAUAAUACACCCCCUGUCCUUUCAUUUUCCUCUGCAAGUAGCAGUCAGGUUCUUGGUGUGACAGGAGGGACAGACUUCCAGGCAGCCGUCGUCCCGGCGCGGCUCUGAGGCCAACCGUAGUGUCUAAGUGUCCGUCUUGAAUUCCCUGGAAAGGUUUCUGCAGGAAGUGAUUCUUCCCUGCUGCCCCGGCUCUGGUCCCUGUCCUCUGUUUCCCAGCUGCAAGGAGUUCUGUGGAUGGAAGGCAGCAGGGUUGGCUUCUGCUCGGGCUGGAGCAGCAAAGAAUCUCAGGCCAGGGCAAUUUGGUAAAGAUGUUUGAUUUCCAGUUGGUCUUGUUUUGGAUAUGUUUUGUAAAGGGCCCCAUCUCUUUGAACUACUUCUUAUGUGACAAAGUAAGUAAUCCUCGGGCUCACGUCCUGGGCUUUGGCUUUUCAUGAGUGAGCCUGGGCUGGCAUUUCGUCCUCUGACUGUCGUGGCCCUCUGUUUCGGCCGUGACUUCAGCCUCAGUACUAGGCUGUUGAGUCAGGCAGCCGGGUGGUCGUGGCCUAAGGCCGAGAUCGGGAAGGUGGAGUGCAGUACAAAGCUUCCUGCUGAAAGGAUGGCCUAGCCUCCAUCCUGGGACCACCUGCCCAGGCCAGCGGCCAUCCUGACUAUGCAUUGGGCUUCUGACAGUGGCUUCGGCUCCCAUUCCGUCACAUCCCAUUCCAUCACAACUCCCCAGAGCUGUGGGCUGCGGCCAGGACAGUUGAUCAGCUGAGAAAGGAAGACUCGCUGCCUCCAUUCUGCCUUGCUAGUUUGCCUGGGUCUCGCUGAGGAAGGGGGGUUCCCCACCUCCUCACCUCAGCGCAUCCCUUCAGUGACUCAGAGUCUCAGAAGGACACCCUGGCUCCUGGGGCCAUUUCCUAACGGUACUGUAAGCCAAGCAGCUCAGCUUCUGCCUCUGUUUCCAAGCCCACCCUUUUCCCCGGACCUUGGGGUAGGGAUGGGCACUUUCCUCUUUGGUUGUAUCUGAAAGGAAGGAACAUCUUUCUUUGGCCGACAAAAACUAAAGGGGAAAUGAGGUAACAGGAAGAAAUGGUGGGGGCUGGGGUAGAGUCCCCUGGGCCAAGGGCUGGUCACAGCUGGCUCAUGAUGCUGAACUUGAAAGCUUUUUUUUUCCUCCCAGAUGAUAUAGGUACGUGAAAUUUAGGUUAAAGCGGUGGGAUGGGGCACUCUUUAUUUUUAUUUUUGUAUUGUGUGGGCUAAGAAUUACUCAGUAGUUCAUCUUUUGCUUUUUGCACUGUUUGUUCCCACGCCUGUAUUUUGAGCUAAUGCUAGGACAGAGAGCCUGCGUGGCAGGGGGGUCUGUUGGGGUUCGGGGGUGAGGAGCGGUGGCAGUGGGGUGGGGAAGCGGAGGCCUGGGCUCUUCUCCUGCGUCUACGCUCUGCCCGAGGCUUUUUAUCCCCGAGACCAGCUGGCCAAAGCUAAGAGUAGUCAGCCUGGGUGGAACUCCUUUUGUCAGAAGCGUGGCUUCCUUUGUGGGUGGACCACGCAAAGAUGUCUGCUAAAGGUGGCUGGAGAGUUGGCCGUGUCACUCUGAUUUGGGUCAGGGGCCAGCUGGCCUCCCACGGGACUUUUGGGGGCUUCUCUCAUGCUGAAAGCGUUGUACCAGGAACCAGUCUGUAGGACCCAAGUCCCCUAAAGUAGACCCAUUCUUGGGAAAAUUCUCCUAUUAAGGAGAAGCUGCUCAGUGGGUACGCCGAGCUCUGGUGACUUGAAAGAUGGUCAUUUUCAAGUGUCACUGGUGUCAGACUCCUGGGAGGACCGCGCGGCCUGCAGGGCCACCUGUGCUUUGAGAGCGUGAUCUUAAUUCUGUCGUUCUUGUUUGCCUGAGAGAUACCGGCCUGAAAUCCGGGAUCACAUACGAAGUCUCUCAGGCUGUUAAGAGAGAGCGCGAUGUUUAAGUCAAGUUUACCUUCCUCUUUCUGUGCCUGGGAACUGUUCAAUCCAGUUUCAGAAUUGUGAUUUGACUUUAUCUUUUUGAAGAAGCUUCCGUUUUAAGGAAUUUCUCUUCCUUCUUACCCUGCCUGUACCCUCUCUUGGGAAGGCCUGGCCAAUGGGGCUUCUAGAAUCUCAGUCGAAAGUCAGAAAAUAGCAGCAGUAUAUUCCCUCUCGCAGCACUUACAUACCUUUCCCUAGAAAAUGGCCCACUUGAGAAGCCCAGGGAAGGAGUCAGCAGGCUCUCCACCCUCCCUGGGGGUCGGGGAAGGACCCACCGGGUCAGCACAGUGCCUUUUCCUCGCCUGCUCUGAGCCAGGUGGGCGUUCCCUCUGAUUCAGGUCUGGGCAGGGGUCUUUCAGUCCCUGCCCUGGGGCUGCUUCCCCCUCCCUUCUUCCCCUUCCCCUUGGCUGGCCAGCUCUGACCUAAUCCAAGUGUCUUCUUGCCCUGAGGAGCCUUAAUGGCAUCAAGUGGCACCAAGGAAUACUGUCCUCCACGCCUCUCCAGAAGGACCCAGGAGAGCGGGCGAGCUUUCCAAAGGGAGAGACUAACAGAUGCUUCUGUUUAAAAAAAAAGGGCGGAGGGAGAGGCUGGGGGCCUUCUGCUGUGGCUCCAGGGGAAGAAGCCGGGGCUCAGCAGCACCGGGGACACCUAGGGUCCAUUCAGAAAUCUUAGAAGAAAUCUGCUUUUCUUCUAUGGAAAGAUAUAAUUAGGGAUCAAAGAGCUCUAAGAAAAUUGCAAAGAAGCCUUAAUGUCCGAGCUUCAGAGAGCUCAGAGGAGUUUUCCCCUUUCAGUCUGAGCUGUGACUCUUUCUGCCUUGAGGCCGCUCCUGGUGCGGGAGGGCUAGGCUUCCUCAUUUUGUUACAAGACGAGAUUGGCACCAACAGGUCAGCUGCCCAGCGAGGGCGGGUUUCCUCUCUGUACAUGGGUGGCUUGCUGCCGAUCCGGUCUGUCCUUCCCCAGCUGCCUUUUGACUAGCCUACUUUGGGUUGCCACAUCUUUUCUGAUAAGAACAGAUGAUUUGAGGACUGGCUGGGUUGGCAGAAAAAGAGCAGGAUAGAUCUCUUGGGAUGGGCUCCCCCCAGGAGUACAAAAGCAAGAAGCCAGGAUUGUGCUGGCAGCCGGGCAGACAGUGGUGCCUGGCAGAGUUGGCAGAGAGGGCCCUGGCGCCGCCGCUUGCAUCCAGGCAGUCGUGUGAGGGGGGGCACGCAGCACCAGGCAGAGCAGAACUCCGUUCUCACCUCUAUUUUGAGCUUCAGCGCUUUACUGCAGGACGAGAAGAAACAAUAACAAACUGAAGUGCGCGCUCUGUCUUUCCAAAUCACAACUGUCGGGAAAGGAGGGCUGAGUUGCCGGGUGACGGGAGAACUGGCAGGGAGACACGGUACGGUGAAACCAGGAAUGAGACGUUCUUCACUCCUCCUCCCUGACCUGUUGCGAUCCAGGGAAUGAAAAGAAAUUUGACCCUGGGUUAGUUUCCUCCUUGGGUUUUUCUUCCACCAAAUUUCUCCCAUGUUGAGGCCAGCUGCCCAUUCUGAGCUCAGGGCAGCCUUUUCAGUCAUCCACCCGCCUGGCUUGUCUGGGAGCCCACCCGCCCCUCCUGAUUGGUCCUGGCUGCUCUGUUCUGUAUACCAAGUGCUGGAGAAUAGUGUCAAGUUCUUAGUAGCCCUUCGUAGUUCCUAUUCGAGAUCCCCAUCCUCUCCCUGCGGAGGCAAAACUGACUCUGUAGCCACGACGCACAUUUACAGCGGCACAGGGAGAUGGACCGAGGGGCUUUGACCCUGGCUGGCCCGGGAGAGCAGUAGGGGUGGAUAGAGCUGUCUUUCCUUCUGGGCUGUCUCCACCUGUCCCUACCCCUUCUGUGCCCCACCCUACUCCCACCAAAAAGAAAAAAAAAAAUCAGGAUGUUUUUCACUGUCCAUUGCUUUGUGUUUUAAUAAACAAUUUGCAGUGACA